Nothoprocta perdicaria is the source of this 2421-nucleotide messenger RNA. RefSeq names its product histone H3 associated protein kinase (gene HASPIN). NCBI's taxonomy places the organism in Eukaryota, Metazoa, Chordata, Aves, Tinamiformes, Tinamidae. Gene Ontology annotation, cellular component: nucleus; cytoplasm. The transcript has 2 exons. Gene Ontology annotation, molecular function: histone H3T3 kinase activity; ATP binding. Bases 1 to 2289 code for a protein of 762 amino acids. Gene Ontology annotation, biological process: protein phosphorylation; intracellular signal transduction; mitotic cell cycle. The record is from RefSeq and is a predicted model, not a curated record.
AUGGCGCUGCGGCCGCGCCUGCUGCGCACCUACUCGCGGCGCGGCGGCCACCUCCGCCCGCUGCCGCAGCCCGAGCGCUGGAUCUCGCCGCCGCGCGACCGCAAGCGCCUCUUCAGCUCCACCUCGGCCGCCUCCAGCGCCCGAUCCGACGACUCGGGCGACCCCGACUUCUCGCUGCCCGGCAAGCGCGGCCCGCAGCCGUCGGCCGAGCGGCCCGCGCGGCCCUGGCGCCUGCGGAGCCGCCGCCGCGACGCGGCCGACAAGGAGAACCGCGCCGCCAGCCUCGAGCUCUUCUCGCCGCCCGGCGCCGCGGAGCCACGCUUGGCCCCCGUGCGCGGCGGCCGCACGGCCGUCCCCUGCGGCGGCAGCGGCCUGGCCCCGCUCGAGGCCUCCCCGGCAGCCUGGGAGCAACCGUCACCAGCGAGUGAGAGCGCCAGGGAAGGACAGUCCUGCGAGGGAUCAUCCAGUGACAGGGUGCUGAGAUCGUCAACGCAAGCACAGCGCCUGUCUCAAGCCUCGUUGCCUUUGCAGGGAGCCACUGCGGCACAGGGGACAGUGAAGCCGCAGUGUCCUGCAGCGAGCGAUGGCCCCAGCUUUGAAGGAGGCUGCGAUGAGCAGAGCAGAGGCUCAAGGAGGGGACCCUCGAGCCUCAGGAGGGACCAGCUUACUCCCGAGGUACUCCUGGACCCUCAAGAAGUCACUCGCGUGGCUGGGGUGCAGCAGGACGGACAGCCCUGCCCGCAGCCGGGUUCUCCCUUAGGCCUGCAAGGAGGCGUGGGGAAGAAAUACAAAAGCAGCAAGGUGCUUGCUGGCGAGGGCAGCACGUGUAGGAAGGCCUGCAUCAGCGGCUUCAGCUGCAGCCGCUGGGGCCGGCAGACGCGGCUGCGCCCGGCCCGCCUCAAAAACAAGAGGCAGCAGCAGGCCAAUAACUCCUUUUUCAGACCGCCGAGGAAACAAAGAGGGAUGAAGAAGAAGAACACUUUGGAGAUGGCUGCAGAUGGAAGAGACAAAGACUGCUCUUUCCUCAGUAACUCCCAUUGCUGGGGCAGGCUCCGAUCAUCGUUGUCCUUCCACAAGAAGAAGAAAGUUGCCACAGAGGAGAGUUUCUGCAGCAGCAGCCUCUGUUCCCCUUUGAUGAAAUCCCGCCUUUCAGGCCCCCAAGGAACCCCAUCUGCUCAUAUGGCUCAGUGCUGUAGUCGCUCUGCUUCCUCCAUGGCCCUGCUGGCUCCCAGGAAUUCCUGUUCUGUCCUGGAGAUGAUGCUUACGGAUGCAGAGAAGGUAUACGGGGAAUGCCAGCAGGAGGGGCCUAUCUCUUUUGAGGAAUGCAUUCCCUUUGAUAAGCUGAAAAAUUGCCAGAAAAUUGGGGAAGGGGUGUUUGGGGAGGUCUUCCGGACCCACAGCGAGAGAGGACCGGUGGCCUUAAAAAUAAUUCCCAUUGAGGGGAGUGAGAGAGUAAAUGGUGAAGCUCAAAAGAGUUUUGCAGAGAUUCUACCCGAGAUCAUAAUUUCAAGGGAACUCAGUCUUCUGUCCGAAGAGUCUAUGAACAGGACUGUGGGGUUCAUUAGCUUGUAUUCGGUGCACUGUGUUCAAGGAGCCUAUCCUAAGCACCUUCUGGAAGCCUGGGACAAAUACCACGAUGUAAUAGGAUCAGAAAAUGAUCGGCCAGACCUUUUUGGGGACGAGCAACUCUUCAUGGUCCUGGAAUUUGAAUUUGGAGGCAGUGAUUUGGAGAAUAUGAGAAAGAAGUUAAGUUCAGUAGCAUCAGCAAAAAGCAUUUUGCAGCAGGUCACUGCUUCCCUGGCUGUGGCAGAACAGGAAUUGCACUUUGAGCACAGAGACUUGCACUGGGGGAAUGUGCUGGUCAAGAGAACAGAUGUAAAGGAGCUCAGUUAUGUGCUGAACGGGAAUGUGUGCACAAUCCCCACUGCAGGGAUCCAUGUCAACAUCAUAGAUUACACCUUGUCCCGGCUGGAGAAAGAUGGAUUAACUGUAUUUUGUGACCUGUCCACUGAUGAAGAACUGUUCCAAGGCACAGGGGACUACCAGUUUGAUAUCUAUAGGCAAAUGAAAAUGGAGAACUCCAACAGCUGGACUGACUAUCAGCCACACAGCAAUGUGCUCUGGCUACAUUACUUGUCAGAUAAACUUCUGAAAGAAGUGACCUACAAGAGAAAGGAAACAACUUCUGCCAUGAGAAAAAUAAAGCAGCAGCUCCUUAAGUUCCAUAACGAAGUACUAACUUUUGGUUCUGCAAGUGAAGUUCUGCAUAGCAGCAGCUUGUUCCAGUAAUUAAGGGAGAGCAGUGUUUCUGCAGAUGAAGUUACUGAUGCUGACCUGCAUCAGUACUGUCUUUUUAACUGUUGAUGCGUUGAAGAAAUGUCAUUAUGUGCAUGGGUGAUCAAUGUGUAUAAGAAGUUACCA